AUGUCUACACCCUAUACGUCAACAUCCACCCCUCGCCAGCGCAUCCGUGAUGUCCUACCCACCGUAUACUUAGGUCGCUAUGCCCCUGGAUCAAAGAACAGCUUGACCGAUGUCCCUGGAGUACUCGUCUCGACGCAAUCUAUUCACGAGUCUGACAAAUAUCCUAACGCACCUCCGAGUGCUAUCAACACCGGCGUAACUACCAUUCUCCCUGGGAAAGACUGGUUCGAAAAUGCAAGCUUCGCGGGCAUCUUCCGUUUCAAUGGCUCUGGAGAAAUGACUGGCAGUCACUGGAUUGAAGAGACGGGACUUCUGCGCUCGCCCAUCAUCAUCACGGGAAGCUUGGGGGUUGGGUCAGCAUACAAUGGAAUAUAUGAAUAUGGGCUUCGAGAGCACACAGAUGAAAAUGGAAAAGCGGAUUGGUUCCUUACACCUGUGGUGGCGGAAACGUUUGACGGCUUCUUACACGACGUCACAAAGUUCGCCGUUACGCCCCAGCAUGUUGUUGACGGAAUCGACGCCGCCAGCAGUGAGCGUGUCUCCGAGGGCAAUACGGGCGGUGGAACAGGCAUGAUCUGUCACUGGUUCAAAGGGGGCACAGGCUCCAGCUCCCGCACCAUCCCGGCUAAAGACAGCAAAACCUACACCGUGGGCGCCCUUGUCCAAGCAAACUAUGGUAAGAUGUGGGACUUCAAAAUCGCCGGUGCCCCAAUUGGUCGCAUCAUAUACGAAGAACAAGAACGUCUCUUCCGCGAGAAUCCCACGGACCCAAGUCGGCUUGCACAGUCAAAAAUGCUGUUCAAGGUAGCUGAAGCCAAAGACAAGAAGGACGGAUCUAUAAUCGUAAUUCUGGCCACCGACGCGCCCCUCCACCCGACACAGCUCCAACGCCUAGCAAAACGCGCAACAGUCGGUCUCUCGCGCGUCGGGGGGUGGGGCACUAACCCCUCGGGCGACAUCUUCCUCGCUUUCUCGACAGGAAACACGAUGAAUGUUCUAGGCGUCACUGAGAAUGGCGAGGCGGUUGAUCCCUGGGUAGCAAAAACACUAGAUAUUCAGAUGGUGGAAGACCAGACUAUCAAUGCGCUUUUCGAGGCCGCUGCAGACUCGGUGGAGGAAGCAAUUUAUAACGCCGUGUUCAUGGCUGAGACUAUGGAGGGUAAUGGAAAUAAAAUCGAAGCGCUGAACACUGAUCGCGUUAAAGACCUGAUGCAGAAGUACUUGUAG
Molecule: messenger RNA, 1227 nt
Organism: Cucurbitaria berberidis CBS 394.84
Lineage: Eukaryota; Fungi; Ascomycota; Dothideomycetes; Pleosporales; Cucurbitariaceae
Product: peptidase family T4 protein
Exons: 1
Coding region: 1-1227 (408 amino acids)
Molecular function (GO): aminopeptidase activity
Source: RefSeq, a predicted model, not a curated record